Mya arenaria is the source of this 7857-nucleotide messenger RNA. RefSeq lists its product as uncharacterized. The transcript has 4 exons. The coding region runs from base 1 to 7857 and encodes 2618 amino acids. NCBI's taxonomy places the organism in Eukaryota, Metazoa, Mollusca, Bivalvia, Myida, Myidae. The record is from RefSeq and is a predicted model, not a curated record.
AUGUGUUGUGAUGGCGAUGUCAUAUCGAAAAAAGAUUCCCAGGAUGAUGGAUGCUGCGGAAAUACAACGUUUGACGCAAAUAAAGAACUAUGUUGUGACGGUAGACCACAACUUUUUGAUAAAAAGAGCGUAUGGAAAUGCUGUGGAAAGAACUCGUAUGAUAUGGAUAAUUCUGUGUGCUGUGACGACGAGGAAUUGCGACAAUCAAGAAAUAAUGGGGACGAUUGCUGCUGUGGAAAUACAACAAUGAAUACUGCCAAUGAGGUGUGUUGCAUUGAUACGCCGCAGACGAGCUUUGGUCCUAUGACUAAAUGUUGUAUGCGGGAAAGUUAUGAUCCUCUAGAGGAAAUAUGCUGUGACGGAAAUAGCCUUCGUGAAAAGAGGAACUCUUCUGAUAACUGUUGUUGUGGAUCAACGACCAUGAACACUAAAGAUGAAAUAUGUUGUGAGGGUGUGCCUCUGAAGACGAUAACUGCUGUUGUGGAGAGAAAUCGAUCAACACCCGUACAGAAAUUUGUUGUGACGGCGUGGUUGUUCAAAAUGCAGUUGGUGGUGAUAAAGCAAGAUGUUGUGGACGAUGGAAGUCCAGACGAAUUAGUAAACGGCAACAAGACGUCGUGCUGCGUAGGUCACAGUUUUGACACUGUUUCGCAGAUGUGCUGCAAUAAUGAGAUAAGAGAUAAAGCAGACACAGAUGAUGAUUGUUGUUGUGGAGAUACAACCAUGAAAGCGGGCAGUCAUCUAUGUUGCGACGGUAUGCCACAACCGUCAUACGGCCCAACGACACAGUGUUGUCUCAAUCAAACUUUCAACCCACUAACUCAGAUAUGCUGUAAAGGUAAAGUAAUCGAUAAAACAAAACAGUCUGACACAUGGUGUUGUGACGGUAAAUCUUACAAUAUUGAUGAGGAAAUGUGCUGUGAAGGAAAACACAUUGUUAUCAAAGAUGGUGGAGAAUACAGCCGUUGUUGCGAACAGGGGGCUUUUGACUCAAGAAUGGAAAUGUGCUGUGGUAAAACUAUUAUAACUAAAAACAACACAGAAGAUGAUUGUUGUUGCGGUGACAAAACAAUGAAUACAAAGAGUCAGAUAUGUUGCCAAGGUACAGAACCUCAACCCAAAGAAAAUGAUAGAUAUAAAUGUUGCGGACUUGUGAGUUACGAUUCAAAGAUGUUCAUUUGCUGCGAUGGCAAUGUCCGCGAAAAGAACAAUCCGUCAGACGACUGCUGUUGUGGCGAUAACAAUACGUUUAAGACGCAAACUCAAAUAUGUUGCAUGGGUAGUCCCCAGAAAGGCCAGUACAAUACGCAUGACUGUUGUGGUAGCGUGUCAUUUGACUUGGAUAAGGAAAUAUGCUGUAACGAAACUAUUCGAUCCAAGGAUCCCGGUGACAACGCCUGCUGUGGGGGUAUAACCAUGAACACUGUGGAUGAAAUAUGUUGUGAAGGCGUACCACAGCCUUUGUUUGGUGAUGGUAUCACUGACUGUUGUGGUUCUGUCAGUUAUAACAAAGUUACAGGCAUAUGUUGCGACAAUUUUGUCGUUGUUCAAAAAGCCGACGAGGGAGACAACUGCUGUUGCGGAAAUACAACUAUCAAUGUCGACCUUGAAGUUUGUUGUAUGGGAGUACCUCAGCCGAAAUUCGGAGACAAGACAAGUUGUUGUCUGUACCAAAGCUAUGACUUUGACCAAAGUAUUUGCUGUGACGGAGGACAAGUACGCCAGAAAAAGCAUCCGGACGACAACUGCUGCUGUGGUGAAACAACAAUCAACACAAACACAGAAAUAUGUUGUCACUUCAACCCGGCACCGUUGCAAGGUCCAAACACUCAUUGCUGUCACAAUGUGAGCUAUGAUUUUGAUGACAUCAUAUGUUGCAGUAGAGAAAAAAUGAACAAAAAAAGGAAAAAUGAUGACAACUGCUGUUGCGGCGACACUUCUAUGAAUACUGAUGACGAAAUAUGCUGUGACAACACACCACAGGACAAAAAUGGAAACGCAGCUUGUUGUGGAAAAACAAGCUUCGAUCAAGAUAAACAACUUUGUUGCUACGACGGAGUCAGAGACAAGGCUAAUGAUGACGAUAAUAUUUGCUGUGAAAACGGUGUUCGCGACAAGGUUGAUGAAAAUGACAACUGUUGCUGUGGUUCAUCAACAUUAAAUACCGCCUUGCAGAUGUGCUGCAACAACAACCCUCAAGACUUGGUAGCAUCUGAUAACACAAUGUGCUGCGACACUACAAGUUAUGAUCCAUCUUCACAUAUUUGUUGCUUCCGUGAACUGAGGCUUAAAAGCAACUAUUCCGACAACUGGUGCUGCGGUGAGGAAACGUAUGACACAACCACAGAGAUAUGUUGUGACGGUAAAUACCCUCAAGAAGCUGUCGGUGGUUUGUCCAGAGCCCGAUGUUGUGGGGCCGUUUCUUUUGAUUCUCGGGACUAUAUGUGUUGUGAUAGGAGCAUAAUAGAAAAACGUAACAGGAAAGACAAUUGUUGUUGUGGCGAUACAACAAUGAAUACGGAAGAUGAAAUUUGCUGCCAGGGCCUAUAUCCUAAACCGAAGGUUGGAGGUGAUAAUACAAAAUGCUGUGAGAAAGAAAGUUAUGAUGCGUCUUCGCAUAUAUGCUGUAACGAACGUGUCAUUGAGAAGGAUGAUGAAGAUGAUGAUUGUUGCUGUGGAAAUAGAACAAUGAAUCCAACAAAGAAAACAUGUUGUUCUGGUUAUGUUCAAGACUUAUACGUUGACAGUGAAACUUCAUGUUGCGGGCAGGUCAGUUUCGAUACUGUGAAUCAAUUGUGUUGUGAUGGAGUCGUCAGACAAAAGACAGAUACUAAUGACAAUGGUUGUUGUGGUGACACUACAUAUAACAUUGACACAGAAUACUGUUGUAGUGGAAAAGUUGUUGACAGAGUUGGUGGAGAAAUGUGUGAUUGUUGUGACGGAAAACCUUAUGAUAUAUCCUCGCAUAUCUGUUGUGAUAAAGAUAUUGUUAUAAAGGCUGCUGCUGAUGAUGAUUGUUGUUGUGGCUCAACGACAAUAAACACCGUUUCUCAGGUCUGCUGCAAUGGUAUGCCAGCAGACAAAGUCGCUGGACCACAAACCAUGUGCUGUGGAAUGCAAAGCUUUGACCCAAGUGAAAUGGUGUGUUGUGAAGAUUACGAACUUCGAAAGCUUGGAAAUCCAGGCGACAAUUGGUGUUGUGGUGACUCACAGACAUUUAAUACAAGAGAUGAUAUUUGCUGCGAAGGUGUUCCCCAUGUACGAGCGUCAAACGGGCUUACGAAAUGUUGUGGAAAUGACAGCUAUAUAUUUGAAAACUUCCUCUGCUGUGAUAUGAAUACACUUAUUGCAAAGGAAGAAAAAGACGAUGAUUGCUGUUGUGGAUCGACAACUCUUAACACAGCGUCACAAAUAUGUUGCGAAAAUAACCCACAAACAUUGUAUGGACCUAGAACAACGUGUUGUAGAGAUCAAAGUUUUGACAUGGAUACUCAUGUGUGCUGCAACGGAGACAUACGAAUAAAAUCUAAUCCUGAAGAUGAUUUCUGCUGUGGCAACAAAACAUUUAACACAGGAACACAAAUCUGCUGCAUAGACAUGCCUCAAGGAAGAAAAGGACCAAAUACUAUGUGUUGCGGAAGAAUUUCAUAUGACCCUGAUCAAGAUAUGUGCUGCAGAGGGGAUUUAAUUCCAAAACCCGACAAGGAUGAUAACUGCUGUUGUGGAAAUACAACAAUCAAUACUAAGAAACAAAUUUGUUGCAAUGAUUUCCCUCAAACCUCUUACGGGGACGAAACAAAAUGCUGUGGUUUUGAGAGUUAUAACGCUAAAAGGUUCAUUUGCUGCGGCAUUGAAGUCGUAAAGAAACGUUCAGAGGACGAUAAUUGCUGUUGUGGAAAGAACGACACUUACAAUACAGACAGUGAAGUUUGUUGUCAAGGAAUGUUUCCAAGACCUGCCAUGGCUGGAAGAGACACGAGGUGUUGCGGUAUGCUGAGCUAUGAUCCAUCCAUCGAAAUGUGCUGUGAAGGUCAGUUAAGAAACAAAACAGAUAUUGAUGAUAACUGUUGUUGUGGUGAUACUACGAUGGAUAUUGGUGUUCAGAUAUGUUGCAGCGGCGUACCGCAGCCAUUAUACGGAGAAAAGACUGCUUGUUGUGGAACUACAUCAUAUGACAGUGAAACAAACAUGUGCUGUGGAAAUGGCAUCCGGACAAAGAAGGAUAUUGACGACGAUUGUUGUUGUGGAUCAAUGUCGACUAUUAACACAGACUCGGAGAUCUGCUGUAAUGGAAAUUCUCAAGUAUUGGUUGGUGGCAAGGAGUACACAGAUUGUUGUAAAGAUAUAAGUUUCGAUAUGCGAGAAUAUUUAUGCUGCAGUGGACAUCUUGUUCCAAAAACGGACAUCGGAGACAAUGCAUGCUGUGGAAACACAACAUUUAAUACCAACAGCCAAAUCUGCUGUGAUGGUGUUCCACAGAACUCUGUCGCAGGGGAUGAGACUAUGUGUUGCGGAUAUGCUAGUUAUGAUCCUGUAACAAUGCUUUGUUGUAAGGCGGGAGAUUUAAGAAUGAAGCAAGACGAAGAUGAUAAUUGUUGUUGCGGUGAAACGUCUACAAUAAAUACGGUUAGACAAGUAUGUUGCCAAGGUACCACACCCCAGCCUAAGUAUUCAGAUAAUACGAAAUGUUGCGGUGAAAUAAGUUACAAUGAUGACACGCAAAUAUGCUGCGAUAUGAUUGUUUACAUGAAGAACAGCAACUCUGAUGAUACAUGUUGUGGUAACAACGCCAUAACGGCAGACAAACAAAUAUGCUGUAAUCAUGUCACGCAGCCAGGUGGAAAGUUUAUGACUUGUUGUGGGGAAAAUAGUUACAACACUAAAUCUGAAAUGUGUUGUGACGGCGAAGUUCGUCCAAAGAAAAGUAGUUCAGAUAACUGUUGCUGUGGAAAUACUACUGCGGACCUCGAAAAGGAGGUUUGUUGUAUUGAUAUGCCACAGCCCAUCAGAAAUGAUGAAAAGGAAUUCACAAGAUGCUGUUUACGAGAGAGUUAUGACAUAAGGACACAAGCGUGUUGUGAAGGCGAAGUCGUUAAAAAGGACGCAAUUGAUGCAAAUUGCUGCUGUAUUAAGAAGCCCUUUAACCCACAAACACAAAUAUGUUGCCAAGGCGAGUAUGUCGAAGAGAUACAAGGCACCCCACAGACAACAAAAUGUUGCGGCAAAAAGAGUUACAAUUCUAUUGAGCAAAUUUGUUGUGACGAUAUGAAAAUAAAAACCAAAGUGAACGAAACAGAUAACUGCUGUUGUAACAAAGUAACAUACAAUACCCAGACCCAGGUAUGCUGCGACGGAACAACACCACAGCCAUCGUACGGACCUGACACUCAGUGCUGCGACAAAGUCAGUUUCGAUCCAAACUCAUAUGUCUGCUGUGGCAAGACAGUUAUCAUGAAAAAGUCACCAGAAGACGAUUGCUGUUGUGGAAUUUCAACAAUUGAUACUGAGACAGAGAUAUGUUGUGAGGAUACGCCACAGCCUGUUGUGAACGACAAGGAAUAUACAUCUUGUUGCUUUAAAAAGAGUUUCGACACUAGAGACAUGCUUUGCUGUGAAGAUGGUCUAAGAUCAAAGCGGAAUGAGAGCGACGACUGUUGUUGUGGUCUGACGACGUAUGAUACUGAUGAGGAAGUAUGUUGCGAAAAUAAUCCUCAACCAAUACAAGGAGACUUUGAAAAAACACGAUGCUGUGGCAACCAGAGUAUUAAUUCUGACAACGCCUUAUGCUGUGACGGCGAAAUGAUUGGCAAAACCAACCCAGAAGACAACUGUUGCUGUGGCCAAUGGGCAAUCAACACGAAAACACAUGUAUGCUGCAAUGGUGUUCCUGCUCCGAUUCGAGGUGAUGUUACUUUGUGCUGUGGCACAGAAAGCUAUUCACCAGAGAAACAAGUAUGCUGUGAUGGAUAUUAUCUUAGAAAUAAAACUUCGUCGGAUGAUAACUAUUGUUGUGGCGAGUCAUCAACAUACAACUCUGAAAACGAAAUAUGUUGUGAGGGUAUACCUCGUGAGUUGGUUAACGGCAAGUUUACAUCAUGCUGUGAUGAUGAAAGCUAUGAUACUAAAACUCAGAUGUGCUGCUCAGGCAUUGUCGUGCAAAAGAAUAACAAGAACGAUGAUUGCUGCUGCGGAAACACCACCUAUAACACACAAAGUGACAUCUGCUGUAAUGGAAUGCCAAAAUCCCCACGCGGUGAUAUUGAAUAUGCAUCUUGUUGUGGCGAUGAAGCUAUGAAUACCGAAUUGGACCUGUGUUGCGAUGGAGAAGUACGCAAAAAGGAAAAUGAAAGCGAUGAUUGUUGUUGCGGAAAAACAACGAUGGACUCCGAUAAUCAGAUAUGUUGUGACGGAAAGCCUCAGCCUCGUGAAGGCGGGGAUGCCUGUGAAUGUUGUUACGGAGAAAGCUAUAAUUCCAACACAGAGAUGUGUUGUAGAGAUGGUGUUCGCACGAUGGAUAAUGCCGAUGACAACUGCUGCUGUGGUGACUCAACAAUGAACACAAACACACAUGUAUGCUGUGAUGGAAAUCCGCAACCAAAAUACGAACAAAAUACUAAAUGUUGCGGAAGUACAAGUUACGAUGGUGAUACGCAUUUCUGUUGUCAGAAUAAUGAGAUUGUGGAAAUAACUGUCGAUGAUCCAAACUGGUGCUGUGGUGGUGUAACUAUGAACACAGGUAAUCAAAUGUGUUGUGAAGAUGUUGCUUGUACAAACUACGGACCAAGUACGAGUUGUUGUGGUAAACAGUGCUUCGAUAGCAAUAGUUUCAUCUGCUGCGAUGAUGAAAUUGUCGGGAAAGAUGACGACAAUGAUAAUAUGUGCUGCGGAAAUAGAACGUUCAACCCAGUAACCAAGAUUUGUUGCAUUGAUAUGAUUCAAAAUCGUCCAGCUGGCCCGAAUACACGAUGCUGUGGAAGAUAUCCAUUCGAUCCUGCAACAGAGAUUUGUUGCGACGAUUUGACUAUUCUUCCAAAGACAAGCGUGGAUGAUAACUGUUGUUGUGCAAACAAAACAUUCAAUACGGCCACAGAAAUGUGUUGCGAAGGCGAGCCUGCUCCUCUUACCGCGAAUAUAGCGUAUAUGCGAUGUUGCGGAAAGGAAAGUUAUGAUAAGCGUACCUAUAUCUGCUGUGAGGGAAUAGUGCGACCGGCAGACGCUGGGGAGGCGAACACUCGUUGUUGUGGAAAUAUUGCAUUCGACAUAAAAACACAUGUCUGCUGUGUAAAUGAAUUACGAGCGGUUGACAAGCCGGGUGAUUUAGCAUGUUGUGGAAACGGCACUUUCAACCCAACCACAGAGAUAUGUUGUCCCCAUGAGCCUUUCGAUGUUUCUCAACCAAAACUUGGGGCAUCAAAUACAAGAUGUUGUGAUGGCUGUAGUUACGAUCCAAGCAUCGACAUUUGCUGUGAUGGGGUGAUUCAGCACGCUUGGCUGGGACUACGGACGCUCUGCUGUGGACAAAGAAGUUACAAUCCAGAGAGAGGAAUUUGCUGCAAUGGAACCAUGAUAGAAAAAGUUGUUCCUUGGGACGACUGCUGCUGUGGUGACAAGGUAUUUGACAGUUCAAGACAGCUGUGCUGUAAUGGGCGCGUGCAGAGCAAGUGUGGUGUGCACAGUAAGUGUUGCGACAAGACCAGCUACGACCACGACUACAAUCUUUGUUGUGACGGCAUUGUCAAACCCAAAUAUUACGGCUAUAACUCGUACUGCUGCGGGAAGCACGUGUUUGAUCCGAGGAUGGCCGUCUGCUGUGGCGACUAUGUGAGGUGGCUGGUGCCUUACCUAGAAAAAUGGUAG